Messenger RNA from Pelobates cultripes (western spadefoot toad), 741 nucleotides. NCBI's taxonomy places the organism in Eukaryota, Metazoa, Chordata, Amphibia, Anura, Pelobatidae. The record is from the annotation of a GenBank genome assembly.
AUGGAUCCAGCUGUUGUGAUGGAAACCACUUGCCAAGGAGAAAUUCUAACUGCUCUUGAUCUUCGUCUUAAUGCACUGGUUCAGAAGAUGGAUGCCAUGACUCCAAUGCUCCAGGCACUUGAGGCCAAAGUUCUAGAAUCUACCUCCUCUCCAGCUGAUCUUCCUUCCUCUCCCAAGGCCGGAAUCCCUCUGAUGUACCCAGAGAUUCCAUUACCUGCAUGUUAUGAUGGGAAUCCAAAUGAAUUACGUGGCUUUUUGACCCAAUGUGAUGUUUAUUUCCAAAUCCAUCUGCAUGCCUUUUCUAGCCAUCAGUCCCGUGUAGGCUUCAUUAUCUUACUCCUUAAGGGAAAGGCCUUGGAUUGGGCAUCUUCAGUAAUGGAUAAGAAGUCGCCAAUCCUGCAAAGCUCUGACUCCUUUAUCAACGCUCUCAAAACUGUUUUUGAUUUACAUGGACGUGAAGCUUUAGCCGGAAAAGCUCUCCUUAAAAUCCAGCAAGGCCAGAAAACUAUCUACCAGUACGCAAUGGCCUUUAGGAGACUUGCUUGGGACACUCUCUGGAAUGAGUCUGCUCUGAUAUAUGCCUUCUAUAAUGGACUUAGUGAGGAGAUGAAGGAUGCAUUGAUCGCUAGAGACAUGCCAGAGAGUUUGAAUGAACUUAUCAAAAUCUGCAGUUUAAUUGACCUACGUUUUCAAGAGAAGAGGCAAAGGCAAACUCGUAAGCAGCAAAAGCGAGAUGACUAA